AUUAAAAUGGUCUUACACUCCAGAAAACACACUCCGGGCUAAAGGCGACACCGGCUGAGUUGUGCGCAGUGCCCGUAGCUGCGUUCACAAAUGGUCUAGCACGCAGUUGUCAUCAUACAGCGUGCGAGCGCGGCCAUGGAUGAGCGUGCCAACUCGACGGCAGCGAGCUCCCGGGCUACCAGUAGUGUAGCGCCCCUCCCAUAUCGAGUCAGCUCUUUCUUGAGAGCUCUGCAGCUACCAUCGCCAAAUGGGCACCACGCCGGCACGGCGCCAGGGGAUGUCAGCGCUGCAAAGGACUCGGACUCGGCGACGGUGCCAGCACGCGUAAGGGCUCAUGCGCUGCACGGCUCGGCGGGGUCCCUCACCGAGCGCAAGGGGCGCCGAGCGGCCGCGCUUGCGCUCGCCGCGGUGCCUGCGUCGCCCGCGGCCGUGGCAGCGGACUCGGAUGCCGACGGCGCCGCGCAGUCCACCGCCGAGCAUCUCAACCAGCUCCUGGCGCUGGGCCUCGGUGCGACGCCGACAAAGCCAGGGCAAGAGCUUGCGCAGCUGGCCUUCGGCGGAAGUCCGGAGCCCGGCCGUGCAGCGCGCGCCGACCUGCACGCGACCUUGCGCCUACACGACCCCCGGCCACCGCCUCACCAGCGGACCGUGUCGAACUUCCUGGACGGCGGCACCGGCGGCAGGAACAGCGCCAGCGGUGGCGGCACCAGCCGGCGGCGGCAGCGGCAAGACGGCCGUGCUUCGGCGCGGCCAGCACAGCGGCAGCGGCAGGUCAAGCGUUGCCUGCCGAGCCUGUUUAGCUGCUUCAGGCCCAGUGGCUCAGCGAUGCGCGAUGACCCGGAGGCGGCGGCGGGCUCUUCUCACCACUCAUCGAGGAACCACCGCCGGCGGAAGCACAGAGACGACAGCAGCAGCGGCAGCGGCAGCCGCGGCAUUGGACGUGCCGCAGCCCGCGGCGGUGACAGCAGCAGUAGCAGCAGUGACAGUGACGGUGACGACUGGCUUGCAGCCCCACACGAAAGUGAGGGAUUGUAUGGCGCAGCGGUCGGCGAUGGUGCUACUGGUGCUGAUGCUGCCGGAGCGCCGGGGUGUGGGGGCAACGGCGGCGGCGGCGGCUCGGCGGCGCCGUGGCGUGUGGACUCGCUGUCUGACGAGCUACUGCUGUCGGCGGGCGGGCUAUACGAAUACGGCGAGAUGCUACGUGCCGUACUGACGGUUGAGCGGCCGCUACGGCGGGCGCUGCGGCGGGCGGCCAGGGCUGCCCGGUGCGGGCGGCUUUACGACGCCACAGUAUGUCUGGGCGCUGAGGCGGCGGCCAUGGGCCCGUGGGAGGGGUUGGCGUGUGUGCAGGUCUCGACGUGCCUCCUGCCGCCUCUGUCGCCAGCCGACACGGAAGCGACGGGCACCGCCGGCGGCGAGCCGGGGCAUCAGCACAGCCGCAGCCGCGACCACACCAGCAACACCACCAACCACAACACCACCGCCCAGGACGCCAGUAGGCGGCGCAAGCCGCUGCCGCAGCAGCCGGGGCUGCGGCUGCGGCACUGCGCAGUGGCGCCUGCGGCGGCCGCCGCAGCGGUGGCGGCGCAGCCGCCCGCCGCCGUGGCAGCUGCGGCUGCGGAGCGGUUGGGCGCUGCGGGCCUGAAGGCGCUUGCAGCUGACGUGGCCCAGGGCUUGCUGAUGGUGGUGGACUAUGAGAGCGGAGCCAUCAUGUACCUCAACCACAGCGCGGAGGCAUACAUGGGGGAACCGCCGCCGCCGGCAGUGAUGGCCGCAGCCGACGCGAAGGCGGCCGCGGCUGCGGCUGCCGCUGAUGCAGCUACUGGCGCAGACGGCGGCGAGGAGGGUGCGGACGCGCGGUCGGCGGUGCGUGUGCCGCUGGUUCUGCGGGAGCUGCUGCAGCACGAGCCGGGGGCGCUGGAGCGACUGCAGGCUUGCCUGCAGGCGGGAGAGGAGUUCGAGGAGACGGUGCAGGUGCCGCCCACCCUGGCGCCCUUCCUCGCCUCACUCAAGGCGCAGGAGUACAGCGGCGCCGUGCCCACAGCCGGCGGCGCCGGCCGCGCCGUGGAACUGGAUGCAACUGCGACGGUGUUGACGGCGGCUACAGACGGCGGCGGUGCUGCACAGGCUGGCGGCGCCGAGCCCGGCGCCGCCACAGGCACCCCAGGCACCGCAGCGGCUAGCGCGGCUGCCGCGGGUGCCUUCUCCCACGUCGUCAGCCUGUCACAGCUGGUGGUGCUGGGGGGCCCGGCAGCGGCCGCGCAGCCACAGCCACCGCAGCUGCCUUCGCCGGGCAUGACUGCGACGCCGCGCAGCCCUGGUGGUAGUGGCGGCGGCGGCGGAGCCGCCUCCCCCUCCGCCGCGCUUCCUCUGCCGGCUGCCGCGCUCAUGUCGCGCAACUCCUCAUUCUCCAACCAGGGGAUAGUGGGUCGCAUGGGCUCGGGCACCUCCCGCCUGGGCCGAAUGCACCGCCCGGACGACGCGUCGGGACCGGCGGCUGCGCCGUCGCCGCUGAUGGCCACGCACUCGGGCCUGCCGUCGGGCGCCGCGGCGGCGGCGCUGCUGUCGGCGGCGGGGCCGCCGUCGGCUCCGCCGGCACAGCCAACGCUGCAGCUGCCGCAGUCGCUGUGCCUACACACGCCCGCCGGCGGCGAAGCCGCUGCAGGCUCGUGUGGCACGCCCGCUCCGCCCGCUGCGGCACCGCCGGUGGCCCUCAGUGCCGGCGCCGCAGGCGCUGCCGGAGGAGGCGGCGGCGGCACCGCCGCUGUGUUGGUGACCGCCGGCGCCACGCCGGCCGGCAGCGGCCGCACCUCGCUCGCCUUCGACGGCCCGCCGCGCCGUGUGUCCUGGGAGCUCUUCCGGCGCAUGAGCGGCGCCACCUCGCCCGUCAAGCGCAAGUCUGGUACCGGAGGCGGCGCCUGGGUCAGCCCCAUCACCGGCACAAGCGGGCCGUCAGCGGUGGCGACACCGAGCACCGUGGCCGGCGGCAGCGGGCACCCCGCCGUUGGCACGCCAUGUGCCGGCGCCGACGGUGCCGGCUCAUCGCCCUCGGCGUCCCUCGCUGCUAGCUUGAAGCAGCGCAUGAGCCGCCUGCUCACCCGCGCACACACCUUUGCCGUUGGCGCGGGCGGCAGCGGCUCUCCUACCGCCGUCGCCGCUGCCGCCAACGCUGUGGCCGCGGCGGCGGCCUUCACGACGGCGUCGGGUGCGGCAGGUGCAGCGCAGCCGCCGGCACCAUUGCGCGGCGGCGCCUCCGCCCGCGGGCGCCGCAGUACCGGUGGCGGCACCGUCGUCUCGCUGUCCGUGUAUGCUGGGAGUGCUGGCGGCGGCGGCGCUGCCGCUCUGCACCCGCACGGCGGCGUCGGCGUCGGCGGCGCCAGCAUCGCCGCCGGCACGUCGCGCCGCAGCAGCGCAAUGGGCAUCCUGCUGACGUCGCCGCACGAGCUGGAUGAAGACGCCCACUUUGAGCAGGAGGAGCAGGACGCCUUCGGCCACCCCAUCAUGGACCAUAACGAGAGCGGCGGCGGCUUUGUUGUUGAUGACUUCGCCACGUCGCCGCGGCCGCACCAGCGGCACAGCUACGGCGCUGUGUCGCCGGGGCCUGGCGGCGGCGCGCCCAGCUCGGCCACCUCCGCUGCUGCUGCUGCUGCGGCGGCGGCGGGCAGCGGCAGCCCUUGGACGUCGACGGCGGCAGAUGCGGCGGAGGCGGCCGCGACUAGGGGCAGCCUGGGACCGGCCCCGCACCCUGACAUGUUGGUGACCGCCUCCGCCGACGGCCUGCUGGCCAAUGCGGCGGCGGCGACGCCGCCGCCGCCAUCGCGGGGCCAGAGCCUGCCACUGUGGAAGAUCAUCACAGGCAGCAGCGGCGCGCAGCAACAGCAGCAACCUCAGCAGCCGCCUCAGCAGCAGCAGCAGCAGCAGCAGCAGCAGCAGCAGCAGCAGCAGCAGCAGCAGCAGCAGCAGCAGCAGCAGCAGCAGCAGCAGCAGCAGCAGCAGCAGCAGCAGCAGCAGCAGCAGCAGCAGCUGGGCCAUCUGGCGCACAGCACCCGCCCGCUGCCGCACAUCCAGCCGCACCACCCGCACCCGCACCACCACCACCACCUCCACCACCACCAGCCCACCUCGCUUGCGGCACGCAUGGCUCAGAUCCGCCAGGUCACCGGCCGCGCCUCCAUCAGCACAUGGGGCAUCGCACAACAGGCCUACGGCGCCGGCGCCGCCGCGGCCGCCGCCGCCGCCGCCGCCGCCGCCGCCGCCGCCGCCGCCGCCGCCGGAGGCAGCGGCUUCGCCUCCGGCCUCCUGGGCGCGGGCGGAGCCGCCGCCGCCGCUGGCGGCGGUGGCAUGUCGUCGUAUCCCGCCGGCGGCGGCGGCGUCGCUGCGGGCGUUUCCAUGAGUCCUUACGGCACGCCGACGCGCCGCUGCAGCAUUGGCACCCUGUCGCCGUACGAAUCCGCGCCGGCGGGCUCGUACGGCGCCGCCACCGCCUUCUACCUGCGCACCGCCGGCGGCGCAGCCUACGCCGCCGCCAGCGGCGGCGGCGCGGCGGCGCCCAUGCCGAUCUACGCGAGCGCAGGCACGCCGUCCAGCCGCAUGCUGGGCCGCAGCAGCUCGGGCCUGCCGCUGCCGUCGCCCUCGCAGCGGCGCUACGGCGUCAGCAGCCCGCGCACGCCACAGAGCAUCUUGGUGCCGCCACGCAAGCCCGCGCCCGCGGCGUCGCCGUCGACGGUCGCCCUGCUGGCGCCGCCGCCGCCGUCGGGCUCCUCCGCUGGGCCACCCAGCCCGCUGCCGUCGUCGUUCCCGGGCAGCGUGUUUGCCAGUGCCAAUGCCGGCCCCAACUCCGGCAUGUCAGUGGGCAGCUACGGCGCCUUCUCCAGCGGCAACGUAGCUGGCGGCACCGGCGCCGGCGGUACUGGCACCGGCGGCGUCACCUCGCCGCACACGCCCAUCGGCGCCCGCACUAGUGGCACGGGAUUCAGCCACCACGCCAGCCCCGGCGGCGGCGCGGCGGAUGGGCAGACUGUUGCGCUUCUUGGCACUGCGGCGUCUGCGUCAGCGACGGAGGCGGCGGCAGCCGCGCUGGGCCGCGGGACCGGCUCGCCGACAACCAAGGCGACAAAUGGCAAGGCGGCAGGCGGCGGCGGCGGCAGCACGACGGAUGUGGCGGCGCGCUCUCACUCGUUUAUCAAGGCGCUCAUGUCACUCCCCGAGCGAAGCCACAUCUUCACCAGGGCCCUGGGCGGCGACCGGCGCCGCAAGGCCGCAGCCGCAGCCGCUGCAGCCCACCAUGCCAGCGCCGCCGCCACACCGCGCGCCCACGACAGCGCCCUCGACCUCCGCGCCGCCUCCGCCAUCACUGGCGGUGCCGGCAGCAGUGCCAAGCCGCCCGCCGCCGCCCUCGCCGGCGGCAGCCUCGUGCUAGGCCGCGGUGGCGUCGCCGCCGCCCUGGCGGCGCUGGCCUCCUCCAUUGCCGGCAGCAGCGGCCAGCAGCGUACGUCGGCCGGCGCCGUCAGCGCCAUGUUUUCCGACCUGCGCACCUCCGCCGGCACCGCCACCACCGACCAGGCCGGCGACGGCGCCAGCGACGAAGAUGGCGGCGGCGGCGGCCUCGGCGGCCACAGCGGGCGCCUGACCGGCGUCAGUGGUGGCAGCAACGUGGUCGGCGGCGGCGGCGGCGGGCGCACCUCCGCCAACACGGGCAGCGCCUGGCUGACGGGCGAGCUGUCGGAACUCGAGGCGUCGCCGUUCGCGCUGCGCAUCGACUCGGUGUCGGCGCUCAAGCGCGUGAACCGCACCUCCCGCCGCCACCCGCCGCGCCGCGCCAACUCCCAGACCAGCCUCAUGUCCGCCGCAAGCGGUCCCGCCGCCGCCAUCCAAGCGCUGCUGGCAGACGAGCGGUCCUCCGCCGGCUCUGCCAACGGCGGUGGCGGCGGCAGCGUUGGCGGCGGUGGUGCAGGCAGCGUCGGCGGCGGCGGACAUCACGUCGGCAGGUGCACGGGGUCGCAUCGCUCCACGACGGACGGCAUUGUCGCAUCGUCGCCCAACGCCGGCGCGUCGGCGGCGGCGCUUCUUGGCGCCCGCGUCAGCACCGGUUCGGUGGGAUCGCCGGCGGCGGGCGCCGGCGCUGCCGGCGCGCCGCGCCGCGGCAGCGGUGGCGGCCUGCGACCGAGCCGCCUCAGCGCCGGCGGCGUGCACAGCACCAUCCUCGGCGGCGGCGUGACGUCGGCCUCCGCCGGCGCCGUCGGGCUCCCGAGCAUCGCUGACGGCGGAGACGGCGCCAUCGAGGCAGCCAUUGCCGCCGCCAACGUGGCGCCAUCGGAGUCAACGGCAGAGGUGCCAGCUCUGCCGGAUGCGGGCGACGAGGAUGCGGACGAUGCUGGCGCUGUUGCCGGCCCUGCGGACUGUGUGCCGGAAAGCAACGGCCGUGAGACUGAGCCGACAACCGCCGCCGCCGCCGCAAGCACCGCCGCUGCGGUGAAGGAAGCCGCGGAUGGCGCCGCCGCCGUGCGCGAGACCACCGCCGAACUGAUGUCAAGUGACACGCCCAUGGCUCCCACCAGCGGCUUUGAGAGCGCGCCCAUAGCUUGCGCGCUGCCGCGCCCCGGCACCACCACCAUCGACCCUGCGGCUCCCCCCAAGGGUGCAGCUGCCCGUGCCUCCAUCUCUGCACAGUGCCUAUCAACGGGAGCAACAGGAGGUUCACGAGGAACAGCUGGAACCGGGGUUACAGGAGAGCCCGGCGCCGCGGCCACAGCGGCCGCGGCAGCUGCGGCGGCCGCGGCCACGGCAUCCCUAGGAAGCCGUGCGUCAGACGCCCAGGAAGCCGCUAGCCCCUUCACAGCCUCCAGCGUGCCCGCCGCGCCCUCGCCCUCGGACCCCGCGGCCGCCACCGGUGCUGAUGCCCGUCAAUUCCACCACUUUGUACCUGCAACCUCCUCCUCAUCCAGCAUGCCCACCACGGCCUUCAGCCUGGUGCCUGCCUCGGCCUCGGCGGCGGCCCUGGCGCCGCCCAGCCUGGCGAGCUUUGCUGUGCCUGGACAGCAGGUACGGGCGCGGGCGAGCAGCAGCGCUGGCAACGGCGGCGCCGGCGGCGGCGAGGAUGAGGAACGCAUCCACGCCAGCGGCUCUAUCGGCGAGGUGUCGGUGCACAGCCUGUUGCUGGGGUUCCAGGCGCUGAGGGACGACGUCAGCGCACACGCCGCCACGCUGAACCGCAGCGGCGCCUUCGCCAGCAGCGGCACCGGCACCGGCGACCUCGUGCCGGCGGCGGGGGCGGCGCUCGCGUCGCCGGGCUCCGCUAUGGGGUCGUCUGUGACGGCGGCGCCCGUGUUCAGUACCGGCAGCAGCCCGCGCCUUAUGGGCGUCGCUGGCGGCGGCUGCGUCGCUGGCGGCGGCGGCGGCGGCGGCGGCCUGGCAGGCCGGCUGGCGUCGCUGCAUGCACUCGUCGCCGCCGGCCGCGCAACGGCGGCACUGCCCGCCGACAUCGCCGCCGCCACUGGUGUCGCUGCUGCCAGCGACGCCGGCGGCAGCGUAGGCAGCUUUGGCGCCGUCAGUGCCGUCGGCUCCCACCCUUCUCGCGGCUUCGCCCGCACCUCCACCUCGCUGCUGCCGGCGGGGCUGCUGGGGCUGCACCUGCGAUACAGCAGCAUGGGCGGCAACGCUGGUGCUGGCGGCGGCGGUGCGGCGGCGGCGGCGGCGGCAACAACGAUACCGCUGACGGUGGCGGCUGGCGGCGAGGCGCGCUCUGACAGCAUGCAGUCGCGCUUCCACAGCAGCGCCGGCGCGUUUGGAGGCCUUGGCACUAUGAGCUCUGCAGGCCGCGUGGCGGCCACUGCCGCUGCCAACAUGCCGCUCCACAGCAGCACAGGUUUCAACUGUAUGGCUGGCGGCGGCGAGGCCGGUGCCGGGCUCGGGGGGGCUCGCGCCACCGCCGGCUCUGCAGAGGGCGCUGCCGCCGCAGUUGCUCCUGUCGCGGCCGGCAGCAGCCGCCGCGCCGCCAGCAGCACUGCCAUGAGCUACGUCUUCCCCGGCAGUAGCCUGCUGGCGCCCGCGACGCUCCGCCGGCCGCUCGCGGCGGCCACAGCAGCCGGGGCCACCGACGGUGCUGCCGCCGCCUCUUUCACUGGGACCAGCAGCGCCAUGGUGCCGCCGCCGCCACCUCCUGGCCCCGUAGGAGGACAGACAGCCGGGCCUGCAACCGGCGCCGGACCCACGGACGCACCUCCAUCACCAGCACGGACGGAUGGCACUAAUGGCGCGAGCGUUGCCGCCGGCUUGCCGCGCGCAACGCCGUUGCCGUCAACGGGUGACGCUGACGUGUACUUGACUGGGGCGGAUGCACCCGGCGCGCCGGGCCCCGCCGCAGUCGGGUCGGUUCCCAUGCCCCCAACACCUGACGCCCCGGCUUUGGAAGCGCCCGCUCCAGCGUCCACUGAGGCCCGCGGCCCCGCCGCCGAUGCCGCCUUGUCACGGGCCACGCAUGUCGUGGUGGUGAAGGCGCGGGAGGUGGCCGCCAGGCAGGAGGGGGGCGCCAGGCACACGGUGUCACGCGGCAGCGAUCUCUCGCAACGCGCGGCAGCCUCCAGUGUGUGGCGCGCCGCCAGCAGCGCUGGAUGCAGCAGCGGUGAGGUCGCUGGCAGCGUCGUCAGCAGGUCGAACACGCCGCCGCCGGUCCCGCCGCCGGUGCCGCCGGCAGCUCUGGCGCUCGUCGCCCCACCUGAGGCGGACAUGACCGUAGCAGCCGGCGAGUCGGCGGCAGCAGACGACGGCGGCGGCGAGCCCAACGCUGCAAAGGCCGCUCAGCGCGCUGCGAGUGCGUUCUCGGCUUCUGGCGGUUUUGUCUCCGGCAGCCACGGCGGCGCUGGCGGCGCUGCCUGCGCCGCCGCAGCCUUGACAGACGGGCUCCCCUCCGGCGGCCGACCCGUCGGGCAGCACCCACGGCCUGCGGCGGCAGCCAUGCAGCCGGACUUGCAUGCCCGGCUGAAACGUGACGAGGCCGCAAGCACGAGGCCCUCGGCCGAUGAGUCACCCACCACCGGCACCGCCCGCGGCAUGACCUCUGGCCGCUCCUCCGACGCCUCCGCCUCCUCCUGGUGGAACAGACAGCUGCAGCAGGCGGCACUGCACCACGCGGCGCCGCCGCCGCCGCCCCCGCCGCCGCCGCCCCCACCGCAGCACGGCGCGCAGCACGCGCUGCAGCCGCAGCACUCUGCGUACUUGCAGCCGAGCGCGGCGCAGCACAACGCCAGCCUGCCGCUGAAAAAGCAGAUGUCGCAGCCGGUGGCGGCGGCACACUCGCACCAGCUACCGUCGCUACCCAGCCAGCGCCGGCAGCCACUCGUGCGCCAGUCCACACACGACCGCAUCGAGCAGCUGCUGCACGCGGCGCGAAACACCGGCAGCACUGUGGCGGAUGAGGGUGCGCUACUGGCCGCUGGUGGCGGUGGUGGCGGAGGCGCAGGCGGCGCGGGCGGCGCUGGUGUGGGCACCGGUGGCACAGAGGGCGGCGCGGCAGGCGGCGGCGCGGGGGAGGGUGCUGGCGGAGCGGUGGUGGGCCCGGUGUGGCACAGCGUGCACGUGUGUGUGUGCGAGCACCCCUACACGCGCGCGCCCGUGCUGGUGGUCACUCAGCACGACGUCACUCGCCAGAUGGAUGCGCGCACACAGCUGACGAUGCUGCUGGAGCGAGAGCAAAAGAUCCUGGAGUCAAUCUUCCCGAGGCACGUGAUCGAGUACCUGACUCUCCAACAGCCAGCAGAGCAGUCCACACGCGGUGGUCGCCGCGGCGGCGGCGCCGCGGCUGGCGGUGGCGCAGGGCUGCUGGCGCUGCAGCGCAGCUCCGCCGCGCAGCUGGCGUCUGUGGCGACGGCGCACCCCAACGUCACUAUCAUGUUUGCAGACAUCGUGGGCUUCACCAACAUGUGCAAACAAGUGUCGCCGCUGGAGGUCAUGACGUUCCUGAACCAGCUCUACAGCCGCUUUGACGCUCUGCUGGACAUCUACAAGGUGUACAAGGUGGAAACCAUCGGCGACUGCUUCAUGGUGGCUGGCGGGCUGGUGGCUCAGGAUGAGGACGGCUGGCGCACCACCAUCACACACGACCGCCUGCACGCCGUGCGUGUGCUGGCCUUUGCCAAGGCCAUGCUGCGGGAGGCGCGCAAGGUGAACCUGCCCACUGGCGGCCCCGUGAUGAUGCGUGUGGGCAUGCACAGCGGCCCCGUCAUGAGCGGAGUGGUGGGAUCCAGGAUGCCGCGCUUCUGCCUCUUCGGCGACACCGUCAACACCGCCUCCCGCAUGGAGAGCACUUCGCAGCCGGGCCGCAUCCACGUCAGCGGCGACACACAGGCGCUGCUGCCCAGUGAGCGGUGGGAUGCCACCGGCGGCGUGCAGGUCAAGGGCAAAGGCUGCAUGCCGACGUACCUGUGGGCGAACGACGCAUCGGAGGAGAAAGGCGAGCAGCUGCAGCGCGUGCUCGGUAUUUACCUUUGACACGCAGUAAGAAUCAAUUAUGGGUUUGUAGCCACGGGUCAAAAUUUUGCAAGCGCUUACGUUAUUAUGCGGACCGGUGGUCGGUGUGUGAAGGCGGACGGGUGGAAGAUGCGGUGGCAGGAUGGAUGCCAGAGACGCGAAAUACUGUUGUGCCGCGGCGAACCUCAUGUCCGGUACAAGUGCUGUACCCCAUGUUGUAGCAGUGCCAAGCCCCGGGGCAGGAUAGUCAGUACUGCGGCAGGAGGCACGUACCUGGGGUCUCCGUUCUAGCCGUUGACCCGUUCUGUACACGUUUAGGUGAUGGGCGGGCGGUAUGUACUUAUGAGGCAACAUGCGCGUGCGCUGAAGAUGACUGCCCUUUGCAAUGUCUGGUGGGAGCAUUUGGGGCCGCAAGCGCGUUUUGGAUGAUAUAAUAGGAAUGUGAUCUCAACCAACGGUUGUCAUGAUUUUGGCGAGGAUUCAGGGCGGUGGUGAUCUUAUCAAUGAGGGUGCAAUUGAGGAUUAAAAUUGGCUCUGGCGGCUGAAUGGCUGGCCUGCAAGGUAUGACAGGGGUUGUGUGGGUGUGAGGGGCAUUAUUGAUCGCGUGAUGGACUUGAGACAAUGUCCUCACACACGAAACAAAGUGGCGCGCGCGCUUUUGUUCGGGCAGGCGCAUGACACUGGGUGCCAUUGAUAGGCGUUGCAGGGUGUGGAGGCAGCGGGUUAUGGGUGGGAGCAAGCACGACAGGGUCCGUAGCAAUUUUGCGGGGAGUAGCUACGUUGUCUGCAAGUUCCACAACAACUGAGGUUGGGAAUGGGGUCGAGCGCUUUUGAGCAUGCUUGCACGCGCCGGCAUGCGGGGUACCGGAGAACGGUAGCGUACUAGCUGUUUAGCACCGACAGGAGACUGUUCCAUAGGUGAAUCUGACAGCUGAAGCGGCGGCAUACCGGCACUGGGUCUCAUGGGAGUGCACUGAGUGGGGCUUCGGCAUGGCGAGCUGAACUGCGUGGAUGCGGUAAUCGGUGUGUAUGGGUGCGCGCUCAUACAGCGCCCUCCACGCUCAUACCAAGAGGGAGCACAAUUGAUGGUUGGGCGCGCUUGCAUGUACGUGUGUGGGGCUGCGAGGUUGCAAAGCAGCAGCGCGUUUGCGUACGCAUACCUGGUUGUGUGCGGCUGGGUUGAGACGUGUUGAGCUCGCGUUUGGUUGUGUGCACAUGGUUUAGAGCUUGCGGUACAAGUACAAACCCUACGGCUGUGCACUGUGCCUAGAGCUGAGAGGAUACUGUAGGGGUGGUUUGGGGCGGCGCACCCUGUGAACCUGUCGAAGUGGGUGGGCGGGGACGGCAAGGCGCGCGGAGUGGUGGGUGAAGCGUGCGCGUGCCACCGUGCGCGGCGUCCAGGGCCCGCGUGUUGGAGUCUGCCGCGUGGUACUGCAACCACGGUGUGUAGACGCAGGGCAAGGGCUGUAAGGUUCGGACGAGAGCGGUAAAGGAGGCACUGUAGACGGAGUGCGCACUGGCAAAUGGGUGUCCCUGUGCGCGCAACCCUUGGCAGCAGCUCUGCGGCUGGACACACAGAUUGCUUGCAUAGCAGAGGCAAGUGGGCGUGUGUUGCACCGAGCUAAGCAGAGAACUCA
Chlamydomonas reinhardtii is the source of this 12101-nucleotide messenger RNA. RefSeq lists its product as uncharacterized. The record is from RefSeq and is a predicted model, not a curated record. Gene Ontology annotation, biological process: intracellular signal transduction; cGMP biosynthetic process; receptor guanylyl cyclase signaling pathway. NCBI's taxonomy places the organism in Eukaryota, Viridiplantae, Chlorophyta, Chlorophyceae, Chlamydomonadales, Chlamydomonadaceae. Gene Ontology annotation, molecular function: guanylate cyclase activity; peptide receptor activity. Bases 136 to 10485 code for a protein of 3449 amino acids. The transcript has 15 exons.